UCUCCCUCUCUCUCACAGUGUGAGCGAUCUUUAUAGAACGUCCGUUCUCUGCAACAGGCAACGGCUCUACUUUCCGUUAUCUUAUUGUAUAGAAGAUCGGCCACUGUAAACAACUUCACGGUAUUAUUCUCUUCUUUUCUUGGCAACCAAGCGGACAGCUGCUGUAGAUUCUGCGGAAUGUGGUACUAUCAGUAAUGGGUUUAGCAAGGUUUUCGAUUUUGAAGUCACUCUCUUCUCCAAUUAGCACCUGCUAUGCGAGAAAGCAAUUGUGCCCGCCAUCUGUUCGUAGAAUUGCCAAUUACGCGGAUCAAGUGGAGGUGAGACCGCUAUUUACUUAUGCAACCCGUAUCUACCACGCAAACGGACGUGGGUUAUCUCGGAAUUACGUGAAGAAUGGUUUUGGAAUGAUGGGUCUGGAAUCUAUUGUUGGCGGUAGUCAAUAUAGUGCGACCAGUUUUGUUGGUGAACCCAAUUUGCGAGUAGGGCGCAAUGUUUCUUCUAUUGUGAUCAGCCCUGUGUUGAAUUGCCGGUUGUAUUCAUCAUUUUUCGGUGGGAAGGGAGAUAAAGCAAGGGAUCCAGAAGUUCCAGCUGCUUCAGGUGCUGGUGAGCCUGCAGCUCCUGAAAGUGGUGUGGCUGAAAGUAAUUGGGUUGAUAUGGCUAGAGAUGGAUGGCAAUCUGCAAGAGAUGCUAUGUCUUACACUGGGGAAAGGGCUAAAGAAGCCUAUACCGAAUUGACUCCUUAUGUGCAACAAUUGCUUGAUGCGCAUCCCUAUCUCAGAGAUGUUAUAGUUCCAGCUGGCAGUCUUUUGACCGCUACUUUAUUAGCUUGGCUGGUGAUGCCAAGGGUUUUGAGGAGAUUCCAUAAGUACUCGAUGCAGGGCCCGGCUACGUUGUUAUCAGGGACCGCGUUAUGGGGGCCAGCUCCAUAUGAGAAAAGCUUUUGGGGUGCCUUGGAGGGUCCAUUGCGAUAUCUGAUUACCUUCAUGGCAUUUUCACAAAUAGCCGUGAUGAUAGCACCAACAACUUUUUCAUCGCAAUAUAUUGCACCAGCUUGGAGGGGUGCUAUUAUUAUUUCAUUUGUUUGGUUUCUGAAUCGCUGGAAAGAGAAUGUAGUUGCUCGUUCUUUGGCAUAUAGGAAUGUAGCAGGGGUUGAACGGGAUAAAUUAUUAACUUUGGACAAAAUUUCAUCUGUUGGUCUAUUUGUCCUUGGGUUGAUGGCUUUAGCUGAGGCAUGUGGGGUGGCUGUGCAAUCUAUUCUGACAGUUGGUGGCAUAGGAGGAGUUGCUACUGCCUUUGCAGCUAGAGAUAUUCUUGGAAAUGUUCUUAGUGGGUUGUCUGUGCAGAUUUCACAACCGUUUUCUGUUGGUGAUACAAUAAAAGCUGGCACUAUAGAAGGUCAAGUUAUGGAAAUUGGACUUACAACAACCUCAUUACUAAGUGCAGAGAAAUUUCCUAUCACAGUUCCAAAUACACUGUUCUCUAGUCAGGUAAUUGUAAAUAAAUCACGAGCCACAUGGCGUGCCAUGGUCACCAAAAUUCCUUUGCAAAUUGAUGAUGUGGGCAAGAUUCCCCUGAUAUCAGAGGAUAUAAAGAGCAUGCUCAAAUCAAAUUCCAAAGUUUUCUUGGAAAAGGAGCCCCCAUUUUGUUUCCUGUCUCAAAUUGAAAGGUCAUAUGCUGAAUUGACUCUGGGAUGCAAUCUGAAACACAUGAACAAAGAUGAGCUUUACUCCACACAAGAAGAGAUUCUUCUCCAGUCAAUCAAGAUCAUCAAGCUACACGGUGCCUCAUUGGGUAGCAGCUAUGAAGACAGGACAAGUAGGUGACACACGUGAUGUACAAUUGAAGCUUGCAUCUAAUCCAAUUACCUUUUGAAUAUAUUGAGGAACUAAGUUUGUAUCUAAUCCAAUUUACCUUCUUUUUUCUUUCUUUUU
Molecule: messenger RNA, 1931 nt
Organism: Diospyros lotus (date-plum)
Lineage: Eukaryota; Viridiplantae; Streptophyta; Magnoliopsida; Ericales; Ebenaceae
Product: mechanosensitive ion channel protein 1, mitochondrial-like
Exons: 6
Coding region: 195-1823 (542 amino acids)
Biological process (GO): transmembrane transport
Cellular component (GO): membrane
Source: RefSeq, a predicted model, not a curated record